Temnothorax curvispinosus is the source of this 1051-nucleotide messenger RNA. Its product is annotated as U1 small nuclear ribonucleoprotein C-like. NCBI's taxonomy places the organism in Eukaryota, Metazoa, Arthropoda, Insecta, Hymenoptera, Formicidae. The record is from RefSeq and is a predicted model, not a curated record. Gene Ontology annotation, molecular function: zinc ion binding; pre-mRNA 5'-splice site binding. Gene Ontology annotation, biological process: mRNA 5'-splice site recognition; spliceosomal snRNP assembly; mRNA splicing, via spliceosome. Gene Ontology annotation, cellular component: nucleus; U1 snRNP. The transcript has a single exon. Bases 175 to 702 code for a protein of 175 amino acids.
CUUACAGCGCGUGAGCGUCCAAACCGAACGCACCCCAUAUAUUGCACAUAACCUAGAAGUUUCUAGUGUUGGCUAGUCUUUCUCUCUCUCUCAGCAAUUGCAAUUUAAAUCGAGAAAAAUUCGGAAGGUUGCAUUGAUUUAGCAGCUCAGCGUAAUUUAUCGAUAGGCGCAUCGAUGCCGAAAUACUAUUGCGACUACUGUGACACUUAUUUAACACAUGACUCGCCGAGCGUACGGAAGACCCAUUGCCAGGGUCGUAAGCACAAGGAUAAUGUAAAGUAUUUCUACCAGAAAUGGAUGGAGGAACAGGCCCAGCAUUUGAUCGACGCGACGACGGCCGCUUUCAAGGCCGGUAAGAUUGCCUCCAACCCUUUUGCGGCCAACAAGGGCGCGGCGAUACCACCGCCGCCGAACCUCGGCUCCAACCUUGGCUCAAGAUCCGGAGUACCGCCACAGGGACCUCCGGGAAUGAUGCCACCGCCGGGUAUGCAUCCAGCUGGUCCGAUGGGGCCAGGAGGUCCGAUGAUGAUGGGACCGCAUGGACCGAUGCCACCUCCUAUGAUGGGCAUGAGACCACCUAUGAUGGGACCGAUGGGACCGAUGGGUCCUAUGAUGGGCCCUAUAGGUCCUAUGGGACACAUGAGACCACCGAUGAAUGGACCGCCGCCUCCAAUGGUCGGCCCACCGCCAAUGAAGAAAUAACAAUCAGACUAAGGACAUUUAUCUCUUGUGUGUCAUGUUGGAUUCGAUUGAAACCAAACCGAACUUUGGUUGUGAACGUGAUUACUAGAGUGAUAUAUUACACAUACACUAAAUUGCAUACAUUAUUUAAGAAUUCUGUACAAACCGUAACACUAACUACAAUUUGGAACUUUCUAUAACAUUUGUUGUUUAUAACAUUGAUUUGUAUCUAAAUGAUUCAUGAAUUUUUUUUCAAAUGUAACUAACAAUUUUCAUAUAGUAUACAUCUUUAUAUCACUCAUUUAGCGCAAUAAAUUAUAACAAUAAUAAUUUAAAAAGUGGAAGCACCAAGUAAAAUAUGCAAUUUGAA